AUGUAUCUGUUUAUUUGCUUCUACCUCCUAAUGAGUUUUUUUGAAGAAGUUCAUGGCUUUUGUCCUUCACAAUGCACUUGCGUUUACCAUGGCAGAAGUGAUGGCACUGGAACAAGGUCUGUACUCUGUAAUGACCCUGACAUGUAUGAGAUCCCUGUGAAUGUUCCUGUGGAUACUGUAAAACUUCGUAUAGAGAAAACUGUCAUACGAAGGAUUCCGACUGAAGCCUUUUACUACCUGGUAGAUCUCAAAUACCUGUGGGUCACUUACAACUGUGUAGCCAACAUUGAUAUCAGCAGCUUUUAUAACUUGAAACAACUGCAUGAGCUGAGGCUGGAUGGUAAUCUGCUUUCAACUUUCCCUUGGGAAUCCCUGGCAGAGAUGCCCAACUUACGGACUCUUGAUCUUCACAACAACAAAGUGACCAGCAUUCCCGCUGAUGCUGGCCGCUACCUGAGAAACCUCACCUACCUGGACCUGUCCAGCAACAAGCUGACCACCUUGCCAUCAGAUCUCAUGGACAUUUGGCCUCCCUUCUCAGGAGCUAUCGUGUCCAAGAAUACAGAUAUUCUGGUGACACAGAGAGUAAUCUUGGGUUUUCAGGACAACCCAUGGUUUUGUGACUGUCGCAUUUCAAAGCUAAUUGAAUUUUCCAAAAUUGUGGACACCUCCGUUGUACUUCUUGAUCCAUUGAUUUCAUGUAGUGGACCUGAGAGCCUGGCAGGAAUCUUGUUCCAGAGAGCUGAGUUAGAGCAGUGUCUUAAACCAUCUGUGAUGACCUCGGCAACGAAGAUCACCUCCCCGCUGGGCAGCAAUGUCCUGCUACGCUGUGACGCCACGGGGUACCCAACACCACAGCUCACUUGGAAUAGGUCAGACAAUAUUCCAGUGAACUAUACAGUAAUUCAAGAGAGUCCUGGAGAGGGUGUCAGAUGGUCCAUAAUGAGCUUGACAGGAAUUUCGUACAAGGAUGCAGGAGAAUACAGAUGUAAAGCCAAGAACUUGGCAGGAAUGUCAGAAGCUGCUGUGACUGUCACAGUGGUUGGUGUAGUUACUACAACUGUGUCACCACAGAAAUAUGGGAGGAAGCCAGAGGCUGAGAGGCAGAAUACAACUCAGGAGGAAUCCAAGCAGGAACCCGAGAGGACAACCACACCUCUUCCCACCACGCCGACCACUACGGCUCUGGUUAGCACUGAAAGAUCAACCAGCAUGGCAUUGCCUGACAAAAAGCAAUCCAGACUCAUGUUAGAUGGAAAGAAAGUUUCAAAGGCAGGGACAAAUGGAAACAAAAAGCAGAUUGGAGAUCCAAGCAAGAAGGGUGGGGAUACUUCACUGAACACAGCUGGUACUGCUGAGCAAAAUGUCACUGUGAAGAACCUAAGAGUGAUCAGCGAAACUGAUGAAAGAGUGACCUUAACUUGGAAAACUGUCAAUGCCACCGGCAAUUCCGCCGUGACUGUGUUAUACUCCAAGUAUGGUGAGAAAGAUAUGUUGCCUCUCAGCACUGAUUCUAACAAAAACAAAGUCACAAUCGAUGGUUUGCAGCCUAGUACUCAAUAUAUGGCAUGUGUCUCACCCAAAGGCGUGCCACCUACCAAAGAGCAGUGUGUUGUUUUCUCCACUGAUGGGUUAAAUGAUGAAAGCAACUCUGAGUUCUCUAUUCUGAUAGUGGCCAGCAGUGCAGGCUGCGUGGUUGUUUUACCUUUGAUAUUUUUCUUACUCUACAAAGUUUUAAAACUUCAUUUGAAACCAAAAUCUGCAAAGGAAGCUGAACUUGCAAAAGAGACUUAUGUACAAUUUGAAACACUGUCGCUGAAGCCUCGAACACUGGGUGCAGGAGACCAGCUCUGGGCACGAAGGUACACAGAUGAGUCAGAAAGGCUUCUCCUUUGCUCCAGGUCAAGCAUGGAUUCUCAAAUGACCUUCAAAAGUGAGGGCUCCAGGUCUGAGUAUCUGUGCUGAAAAUGGGUGAGGGUGGAGAUGCAAUAAAUAAUAGGUAAAAUUAAUUUAAAAUGGUGAUCUGGAAGCAGGUUGAUGCUAGAUGGUGGUCAGAAUACGUUAUCUGAUGUAGUAGAGUCUUACUGGAUGGUGGUGGGUAGGAGAGAGAAUAGAAGAAAAAUGUUGC
Messenger RNA from Cyanistes caeruleus (blue tit), 2128 nucleotides. It is a transcript of the gene LRIT3, whose product is annotated as leucine rich repeat, Ig-like and transmembrane domains 3. NCBI's taxonomy places the organism in Eukaryota, Metazoa, Chordata, Aves, Passeriformes, Paridae. Gene Ontology annotation, molecular function: protein binding. The record is from RefSeq and is a predicted model, not a curated record.